This is a messenger RNA of Antechinus flavipes (yellow-footed antechinus), 3272 nucleotides long. RefSeq names its product adaptor protein, phosphotyrosine interacting with PH domain and leucine zipper 2 (gene APPL2). Gene Ontology annotation, biological process: signaling. The transcript is spliced from 21 exons. The record is from RefSeq and is a predicted model, not a curated record. Bases 201 to 2189 code for a protein of 662 amino acids. Gene Ontology annotation, molecular function: protein binding. NCBI's taxonomy places the organism in Eukaryota, Metazoa, Chordata, Mammalia, Dasyuromorphia, Dasyuridae. Gene Ontology annotation, cellular component: cytoplasm; endosome membrane.
CGUCCAGCGGGCAUUGAGUGUCUGAGCCCAGGCCCGGCUCCGAGACAGCUCCCCGCCGGGGAGAGCAUCCCAGCCCCCGCCGCCGCUGCGGAACACCGGAGGGCUCGGGGUCCGGCGGCCACAACUGGGAGCCCUACGUGUCACUGCGAGCAGCUGCGGCGGCGGCCCCCUAGGAGCCGGACAGCACCGGAGCAAGCACCAUGCCCGCCGUGGAUAAGCUGCUGCUGGAGGAGGCUUUGCAGGACAGCCCCCAGACUCGCUCCUUACUGAGUGUUUUUGAAGAAGAUGCGGGGACCCUCACAGACUAUACAAACCAGCUGCUUCAAGCUAUGCAGCGAGUUUAUGGAGCCCAGAAUGAAAUGUGCUUAGCUACCCAACAACUUUCCAAACAGUUGCUGGCAUAUGAGAAACAGAAUUUUGCUCUUGGCAAAGGAGAUGAAGAAGUCAUUACCACUCUCCACUAUUUUUCCAAGGUGGUGGAUGAGCUAAACCUUCUCCAUACAGAGCUGACAAAGCAACUGGCGGACUCGAUGGUGCUUCCCAUCAUACAAUUCCGAGAGAAAGAUCUCACAGAAGUCAGCACCUUAAAGGAUCUCUUUGGACUCGCUAGCAAUGAACAUGAUUUGUCCAUGGCAAAAUAUAGCCGGCUACCGAAGAAAAAAGAGAAUGAAAAGGUGAAGUCCGAAGUCGCAAAAGAGGUGGCCGCCGCCCGAAGGAAGCAACAUCUCUCAUCCCUACAGUAUUAUUGUGCCCUGAAUGCUCUUCAGUACAGGAAGAGGAUCGCAAUGAUGGAACCCAUGUUAGGAUAUGCCCAAGGACAGAUAAACUUUUUUAAGAAAGGAGCCGAGAUGUUUUCCAAAAGGAUGGACACCUUUUUAUCUACCACCAAAGCCAUGGUUCAAAGCAUACAGGAGGAAUCGGAGGCCGAGGUCGAAAAGAUGCGGCUGGCCCAGCAGGAGCUGCUCUCUGUGGAUGAAUCCGUCUACACCCCCGAUUUCGAUGUCGCUGCACCAGUCAUCAACAGGAACCUCAUCCAGAAGGCUGGUUACCUCAAUCUCAGAAACAAAACUGGAUUGGUCACCACCACGUGGGAGAGGCUCUACUUCUUCACCCAAGGCGGGAACCUCAUGUGUCAGCCUCGGGGAGCUGUGGCUGGAGGUUUGAUCCAGGACCUGGACAACUGCUCGGUGAUGGCCGUGGACUGUGAGGACCGGCGCUACUGUUUCCAGAUCACGACUCCGACAGGAAAAGCGGGGAUAACCCUUCAAGCCGAAAGCAAAAAGGAAAAUGAGGAGUGGAUAUGUGCCAUUAACAACAUCUCCAGGCAGAUAUACCUGACUGACAACCCUGAGGCCGUGGCCAUCAAGUUGAAUCAGACAGCCCUCCAGGCAGUGACGCCAAUCACAAGCUUUGGAAAAAAACAGGACCCCUCACGCUCAAGCCAGAGCCGGAAGCAUUCAGGUUUAGAAAAUGACAAGGUGGUCCCCAACACACCAGCUAAAGUCCCUGAUGCCGACCAGUUAAUCGUACCUGGAACACCUAUUCAGUUUGAUAUCGUCCUUCCUGCUACUGAAUUUCUGGACCAGAAUCGAAGUGGCAGGCGUACAAACCCGUUUGGCGAAUCCUCAGAUGAAAAGAACCUCAGCGAAGAGGAUUCACUGUUGCAGCAGAUGUUUAUAGUUCGGUUUUUAGGAUCCAUGGCCGUCAAAACCGACAGCACCAGUGAGGUGAUUUACGAAGCUAUGAGACAAGUGUUGGCUGCCCGUGCCAUCCACAACAUCUUCCGCAUGACCGAAUCCCAUCUCAUGGUCACCAGCAAAACUCUGAGGCUGAUCGACCCUCAAACCCAAGUAACAAGGGCCAGUUUUGAACUCACCAGUGUCACCCAGUUUGCGGCCCAUCAAGAAAAUAAGAGAUUAGUUGGCUUUGUCGUGCGUGUUCCUGAGUCUGCGGGAGAAGAAUCUCUAAGUGCAUAUGUGUUUGAGAGCAACACAGAGGGAGAAAAGAUCUGUUAUGCGAUUAGUUUGGGGAAAGAAAUUAUUGAGGCUCAGAAGGAUCCAGAAGCUCUGGCUCAACUGAUGCUCUCCAUGCCAUUGACCAAUGAUGGAAAAUUUGUAUUACUGAAUGACCAACCAGAUAAUGAAGAUGGAAACCCAAAUGAAAAUAAAGCGGCCGAGUCCGAAGCAUGAGCCCGUUUUUGCUGGAGAUCCUGGGGAGCCCUCUCUCCAUGGCUUUGCAGCAUUUCUCACUACCGGGCAGUUUCCGAAUUCUGACAAUCAUUUGCAGAGUGUUUCAUCUAGGCCUUGGUGUUGUGAGACCGAGAAGGGACAACAGUAAGAAACGGUUGACGGUGUCUCAUUUCUGCCGAGUUUAAGAUAUUUUAGGUACUUUAUAGCAAAGUUCUUUUCUUUGUUUGCAUCAUAUAGUUCUGAAAGAAGGUAGAGGGGAAAAAAAACUGCACUGUUUGCUUUAUUUUUAAAUGAAGUCAACCCUCUCUCCUCAGUUCCUAGCAUCCUUUCUAAGUGUGGCAGUAGCCUAGAUUUACAAUUUGAUAAACACUAAAUGUUUCCUAUUAAUAUAAUCUAUUUUUGUACUUCACCUAAUGAGCUUCAAGUGCCUCUCAUUCUUACAUGACCAUGCUGUAAAGAAACACAUUUACAGGACUGCCGUCCUUGGACUUUUGGACUCCAGAGCUCCCUCCUGCAGGUGGGCAGAGUUUAGCUGCCUGAGAUGAUAGGUCAAGUCUGGCUUUGGACAGCCGCCUCAUACAUCGAUCCCAUCGAUCACGCAAUAAAAAUUUCAGCACAAUAAAAUGUUCGAUUUUGUAACAAAACUAAAUGCAACCAGCAACCAGCAGCCCUGGAACAAGUGGCAGAUCCUUUUCCGUGGUAGAGCCCCAUACGGAAUUUACGUGCUGCUCUAUAGAUCCCUGUUUCUGCUGAGCCAGAACUGUCCCAGGGAAGGGACCAAUUGUUUCUAAAAUGGAUUGAGCCACAACCAGGAAAGGCUGGAAUUCAAAGUCCAGUAAUCUGCCCUCCCACACACACACACAAACUUAAUAUUCUUCCUACUGAUACUCUAACCAGAUUUGAUGGAGUCAAGUGUCUUCCCCGGCUGGAUUUCUAGUCUGCCUCUGGGCCCUGUAAUCCUCCUCCUUCCAUGAAAUAAGCAGACAGGAAUGAUGAUCUUGAAUUGGAAUGGUUUACAGUGACAGAGUCUGUCUUUGUUAUUAGUCUAGCAAUAAACGCUAGAAAAUAAAAGUCUGUAUCAUU